CCUUCUCGCUGCCGAGCGCCGCCCCAGUAGCCCCCUCGCUCCGUGGGCUCGUCUUCCUCCUCGCGCCAGCGCCGCCACCCCUCCCUCGCUCCCCAUCCCGCGGCUGCCCCCUAGCUCGUCUUCCUCCUCGCGCGACCGCCGCCACCGCAGCAGGUCGGAUUGAAGAAGAUGGAAGAGGUGGAGAAUUCCAGCAAGCGUAAAGCGUCCGAGCUGGAUUUGGAGGACGAUUCUGCCGCUGCUGCUGUUCCGGACGAGCAGCCGCCGCGGCCCGACUCGGCUGCCAAGCGCCCUAACCUCGCCCGGUCGUGCAUCCAUGAGGUCGCUGUCCCUACCGGCUACGAUUUGUCCAUGGAUGAGGCUGUACAUGGGACCCUUUCCAACCCUGCAUUUAAUGGGGAGAUGGCCAAGACGUACCCAUUUCAGCUCGACCCUUUCCAGAGUGUUUCGAUCGCGUGCUUGGAGCGGAAUGAAUCUGUCUUGGUCUCAGCUCACACCUCCGCGGGGAAGACGGCCAUCGCUGAGUACGCCAUUGCAAUGUCGUUCAGAGACAAGCAGAGGGUUAUAUACACCUCUCCGUUGAAGGCCCUGAGCAAUCAGAAGUACAGGGAGCUUAGUCAGGAGUUUUCUGAUGUCGGUUUGAUGACCGGUGAUGUCACGCUCCAGCCAAAUGCUACUUGCCUGGUCAUGACUACAGAAAUCCUGAGGGCGAUGCUUUAUAGGGGCUCUGAGGUGAUCAAGGAAGUCGGUUGGGUUAUAUUUGAUGAGAUCCACUACAUGAAGGAUCGUGAGAGAGGCGUUGUGUGGGAAGAGAGUAUAGUUUUCCUGCCCACUGCAAUCAAGAUGGUCUUUCUUUCUGCUACUAUGUCAAAUGCAACAGAGUUUGCGGAGUGGAUUUGCAACCUGCACAAGCAGCCUUGUCACGUGGUGUACACAGACUUCAGGCCGACACCGUUACAGCACUACGUAUUCCCGAUAGGCGGGUCUGGUCUCUAUCUUGUAGUAGAUGAAAAUGGUCAGUUCAGGGAGGAUAAUUUUCUAAAGCUGCAAGACACAUUUGCAAAGCAACCUAGUCAACAAGAUGGUAGGAAUGGUGGUGGACCUAAAGCCAGUGGUCGAAUAGCAAAAGGUGGAAAGGCAUCUGGAACUUCUGACAUAUACAGGAUUGUCAAGAUGAUUAUGGAGCGCAAGUUUCAACCAGUCAUAAUUUUCAGCUUUAGUAGAAGAGAAUGUGAACAUCAUGCUAUGUCGAUGUCAAAACUUGAUUUCAACACGGAAGAAGAAAAGGAUAACAUCGAGCAGGUUUUCCGUAGUGCUAUUUUCUGUUUAAGCGAGGAAGAUAGAGGUUUGCCUGCUAUAGAGUUGAUGUUGCCUCUUCUUAAACGAGGUAUUGCAGUACACCAUUCAGGACUGCUUCCAUUAAUUAAGGAGCUGGUAGAACUGCUCUUCCAAGAAGGUCUUGUGAAAGCUCUCUUUGCUACUGAAACGUUUGCCAUGGGGCUGAACAUGCCUGCAAAAACAGUUGUCUUCACUUCUGUUAAAAAAUGGGAUGGUGAUAGUAACCGUUAUAUUGCUUCCGGAGAAUAUAUUCAGAUGAGUGGAAGAGCUGGUCGACGUGGCAAGGAUGAGCGUGGCAUUUGUGUUAUAAUGAUAGAUGAGAAGAUGGAAAUGAGUGUUAUUAAAGAUAUGGUGUUAGGUAAACCAGCACCUCUUAUCAGUACUUUCCGACUGAGCUAUUACACUAUUCUAAAUUUACUGAGUCGCGCGGAGGGCCAAUUUACUGCCGAGCAUGUGAUCCGGAAUUCAUUCCAUCAGUUCCAAUACGAAAAGGCAUUACCAGAAGUGGUUCAGAAGAUUACAAGGUUGGAAAAUGAAGCUACUUUGCUGGACUCUUCUGGAGAGAAUGAUCUGGGUGAAUAUCACAAAUUAGGGCUUGAUAUAUCUGAACUUGAAAAGAAAAUCAUGUCUGAGAUGAUCAGACCAGAGAGAGCUUUGUUAUAUUUGGUUCCUGGAAGGCUGGUAAAAGUGAGGGAUGGUUCAACAGACUGGGGAUGGGGUGUGGUUGUAAAUGUGGUGAAGAAACCUCCAGCAUCUAGUACUCUCCCCCCAGCAUUAAGUGCAUCUCGUAGUAAUAGCUAUAUAGUGGACACCUUGCUUCACUGUUCUUCUAGUUCAAGCGAGAAUGGAUCACGUUCAAAGCCAUGCCCACCUCGCCCAGGGGAGAAGGGAGAAAUGCAUGUGGUGCCUGUACCAUUACCGUUAGUAUCUGGUCUAAGCAGCGUUAGAAUCAACAUUCCUCCUGAUCUACGACCACCUGAAGCAAGACAAAAUAUACUUUUUGCAGUUCAAGAACUGGGAAAGCGUUAUCCCCAAGGGCUUCCGAAGCUACAUCCAAUUACGGACAUGGGUAUUGAAGAACCUGAAUUAGUUGACUUGGUUCAUAAACUUGAGGAUCUCGAGCAGAAACUAUGUUCUCAUCCACUUCAUAAGUCUGAUCAAAAUGAGCAGCAACUAUCAUGGUACCAAAGAAAAGCUGAGCUAAAUCAUGAAAUUCAACAACUGAAGUCAAAGAUGCGUGAUUCACAGCUACAAAAAUUUAGGGAUGAACUUAAGAACCGGUCUCGCGUUCUCAAGAUGCUUGGUCACAUUGACGGGGAUGGUGUUCUUCAGUUAAAGGGACGUGCUGCCUGUUUAAUAGACACAGGGGAUGAGCUGCUUAUCACUGAACUUAUGUUUAAUGGUACAUUUAAUGAUCUUGAUCAUCAUCAAGUUGCUUCAGUUGUUAGCUGCUUUGUACCAUGUGAGAAGUCAAAUGAGCAAAUACGCCUGAGAAAUGAGCUGUCUAAGCCAAUGAUGCAACUGCAGGAGGCUGCAAGAAAAAUAGCUGAGGUACAACGAGAAUGCAAAUUGGACGUAAAUGUGGAGGAGUACGUUGAAUCAACUUGUAAACCCUACCUGAUGGACGUCAUAUACUGCUGGUCAAAGGGCGCCACCUUUGGAGAAGUGAUAGAAAUGACUGACAUUUUUGAAGGAAGCAUCAUAAGGCUUGUGAGGAGACUGGAUGAAUUUCUGAAUCAGCUAAAAGCUGCCGCUGAAGCUGUUGGGGAGGUCAACCUUGAGAACAAGUUUGGAUCGGCGAGCGAGAGCUUACGCCGGGGUAUCAUGUUUGCCAACUCGUUGUAUCUCUGACGAAUGGAGCUCCUCCAGCAGUUGUACUACCAUAUAUGUUAGCAAACCAAACGUAGUUCUCAUUUUUUGCCUUAUGGCAUGGCAUCGAAAUGUAACCCUUAUCUAUCAGAAUGUAGGGUGUAGCCUUGUACCCUGUUAACCCCCUAGGCAUCAACUGUUCCACCAGAAGACUGGAAGCCAUCUGUGCUAUGCACCAGCUUAUCUAUGUCCAAUACAUGUAUACAUCAGGUGGUGCUAGCAUUUUUGUAAUCGGCCCAAAAUGGCACGAAAGUUCUAUUACGCCUGCCUCAUUUUAGAGAUCAUUCAGGUUCAUAUAAGAUGAUGUGAUUCGGAGGGCUUGGAUAGUUGGAUGUGCUGUUAUGAUGUUAUCAGGCAGUUCUCUUUA
Molecule: messenger RNA, 3571 nt
Organism: Brachypodium distachyon (stiff brome)
Lineage: Eukaryota; Viridiplantae; Streptophyta; Magnoliopsida; Poales; Poaceae
Product: DExH-box ATP-dependent RNA helicase DExH10
Exons: 17
Coding region: 169-3186 (1005 amino acids)
Biological process (GO): RNA catabolic process; maturation of 5.8S rRNA
Cellular component (GO): nucleus
Molecular function (GO): RNA helicase activity; ATP binding; RNA binding
Source: RefSeq, a predicted model, not a curated record